Messenger RNA from Salvelinus sp. IW2-2015, 4451 nucleotides. NCBI's taxonomy places the organism in Eukaryota, Metazoa, Chordata, Actinopteri, Salmoniformes, Salmonidae. The record is from RefSeq and is a predicted model, not a curated record.
UGCGUGCAUGUGUUAGUGUAUGUUUGUGUGUGUGUGUUUGUGCUCCAAAGUCAAGUCCAGCUCAGCAGCAAUACGAGUGCUAUCAGCGUUAGCCAGGGUGAGGCGCUCUGCCCUUUGACCCCCUCCUCCCGCUAUAGCUCUGGGUCAGAGUCCAGCAAUGCCUCAUUCAUGGGGCCCUCGUCAUGUGACAGGGGUUACGUAACAGGCAACAGCUCUAUGGCAUUCCUGCUCUGGCAAAUAGUGUAAUGGAGCUACAGUAUAUGUUUUAAAGGCACAUUCGGUCAAGUAACUUCCUCCUAGAGAGCAAAUGGGUGUUCAGGGUUUUGCUCCAGCCCUACUUUACACACAGCUAAUUCUAUCUAUCUGGUCCACAGCAUCAGGAUAGUGAGAAGAGGGGCAACCACCCUGCCAGCAUGAGGCAGCCACUGGGACCAGACAGGGAAAAGGGGAAGAAAGCAUACUUGGCAAAUGGGAGCAUGGUGCCACCAGCAUCUCAGCGAGCGCGACAGUCGACAGGGAAAGACGGAGACUCCAGUCAGGAGGUAUACGGCGAAACCUCGUCUGAGAGCUACAGCUCGGCCUCCAGCCCCCAGCACCACAAACCAGAGAGCCUGGACAGCGAGGACGAGAAGGAUAAAGAUACGGGCAGUAGCCAGGGCCCAGCGGACGCCUUCUUCCCCUGGCAGGAGGUUGUAGAUGGGGCCAUGCCCCCCAUCCACCACCUGGCCUCUGCCAAGCCUGUCGGGGAGCCCCCCAGCCUUGACUAUCCCCCAAACACCUUCAUGCACCCCCUGCCCUGCAUAUUGCCCAGCGGGGCACUACCUGCCGAUGCCCCUCUGCCAGUCAUGCCCCCCCAGGUGGCAGCUGCCCUGGUAGACAACAAGGUGGUCGGAYGGCUGAUCAUGCAGGUGCCCCUGGUCCUCCGAGAGCCCAUGUCCACCACCGUGCCAGUUUACGUGCCAGGGGAUCCAGAGCAGAGGGAUGCUCCUGCUGCAGUGCCCAUGGUACUCCCAGGGUUUGACUCCCUAGCCCUGGGCGUACACCCCCCUGGCAGCCCUGCCCUGCAGCCCCUAAUCCAGCGCUUCAAAACAGCCCCUCAUAAGGCAACUGUCACUUCCGAGGGUGUCACCGCCUCCUCUGCCCACCACCCUCCGGUUGGAGCCAUCAGCGUCAUCGCCCAAGGCCCACCCUACGCCUCACCUCUGCAGCCAGCCUACCCCGACCCUGCCGCCAACCCCCUAACCCCCUCUGUACCCCUAGGGGAGCCUAGCAUCCCUUAUGCCAAGCACCCAGGCAUGGCUCUUCCCUCAGGCCUGCCCUCUCCAUACACCAUGCCCCCCAUCCCCACCUCCAUCAUGGCAACGCUGGGGACAGGGGUAGCCGGAAUAGGGGUAGUGCCCACAGCUGGACAGGUUCAGGCGGUGGUGCCCCCGUCCGUACCCACCCACACCCCCGGCCCAGCGCCCGGCUCAACCCAGACCGACUCCACCUCUUACGUCAACAGCACCAGUAACUCCGUCGCCCAGCAACAGGCGCAACCACAACAACAACAACAGCAGCAGCAGCAGCAGACGACUCACCAGCAACAGGCCAUGUGCUGUGGGGCGUGCGGUUGCCGAGGCGGCUGCGGCAACAGCCGUACAGCGCCAUCGUUUUUCUUCCCCCACCAGAUGGCGCCACGGCAGGUGUUUGGUGCGCCGCCUAUCUUCCAGUUCACGUCCCUCUGCACCAGCAACUACCUCAGCCAGCCGCCCCCGCAAAGUAACGGCCAGGCCCAGCUGACAUUCUUCCCCCCCGCCCCUUACGCUGGCCAGACCCUGUUGCACACCCACCCUCACUCUGACCUGGGCACCCAGCUAGGCUAUAGCCUCCAACAGAUGGUGUCGCCAUUCAACCGUUUCUACCCGCACAUGUACCCCUCCAGCGUGGGUAUGGUGCCCGGUUCGGGAGGCCUGGGAGGAGCGGUCGGCGUCAACAAGAACAACGGCAACGUCUCCUGCUACAACUGUGGGGUCAGUGGGCACUACGCACAGGACUGCAAACAGCCCUCCGUUGAUUCAACACAGCAAGGCAGCUUUCGGCUGAAGUACGCCACCUCCCACUCUUCCGAAGGACUAGACAACGCUAGCUGAACACGUCUUUUCGUUCCGCCAUCUUGUUCCUUGUCACGAGCGGUCCGAGAGAACCCUCCGUUUCAAGAGGGUUUCACUCUGAUGUUUUUCAGUUAUUGUCAUUGUUGGUUUGACCUUUUUAAAGAGCGUGUGUGAGGAGGGUCCUGAGUACUUGUGGCGGAGACAUCCUCUACGUCCCCGUCACAGCUGAGAGUGAAGCUGUCUUGUUUCCAUAGAGACGCAACCCCCCCCCCCCCCCCCCCCUGAUCCCUUAGAGGCUUUUGGUAUUUUGCACUGAAAACUGGCACAAGACAGCAAGCAGCUCAUGUUCACUAACUUAUUUUUUAUAUUCGAGUGUGGGAGCUUGGGAAAAUGACACCACGUCUAUUAGAGUGUGGGAGCUUGGGAAAAUGACACCACGUAUCCUAGAGUGUGUGAGCUGGGGAAAUUAUUUUAUUCUCUGAAUACAUGGGGAUCCUACGUGAUCUCGAUGAGAGUUUCCUAUACUUGGUUUUUACAGCGGUAUAUUUAUGCCUCCUUACUGUUAUUUGACAAGGAUUUGUAUUGUUUAACUGUACAGCUACAAAAGAUAAGUACAAAAAAAAAAGUUAAUGUAAAAAAAAAAAAAAAAAACUGGGGUAAUUUUAAUGUUUUUGCUGCAGUGUUUAUGAAUGUACAACAUAUUUCGUUUUUUUUAUUUUUAUGUAAGGAAUCUGGCAGUAUCGAAAACAUGUUUCUUAACCAUUUGCCACUUGAUUUAAUGUGAAGCGCAGAGUAAAAACGUUUUAUAUCAUAUCUGUCAUGUUGAAGUUCAAUGCUGCUGGGUGUUUAUUUCUAGUUAUAAUCUUUGACAAUAUGCACUAUAACUACCAGGAAUUCUGAAGUUUCUCAAGUGCACUGAAGCAGUCCUAGAAGAACUAGAGCCAGUUGUUAUUGCAACAGUGAAGCUCUGGACAAUACACUGGUGUCCCUCCAUCCAGUAUUCUCUUUGAAAUGCUGUGCUGCCCUGCAGAGUUCGGGGCCACUAUUUGGCUCCUACUAUUGAUAACACUGUUCUCCUCUGAAAACAACUAUAUUUUCUUUAGCCGUUUCUAUAGGACUGUGGUGGCRAAGGCAGAUAUCAUGUAACUUUUCUGGAGACUCGUGUUUAUUCCCACUUCUUCAUUUAAGGCAGCAGUGAGAUCUAUGGCAUAUGUUUGGUACAUUGGUAAAUGUACCAACAAAAUUUAAAAAAAAUGCACAUACACACUACGAAUUGUGUGUGUUUCAUGUGGAGUAUGAGCAUGAUUAGCGUGAGCACUAAUGGAGGUGUCUGACUGGAGGUGUUUGGGUAUCUGGAUUAGUAGCUUUCCAGGGAUUGAUAAAAAAAAGUGAAAAUAACUAAACUGCAAAGAAUUUCAGUAGAAUAAAACCCGAUAUUUCUUGGUCCUCCCCAUUGUUUAAAGUGAAAGACAGACAAUUUAUGGCAGUCUGGAAACUUUAGCCUGCUCUGGUCAUUUUUUCACUGAUUCACUGAAUUCAAUACAUCUGUUUGAUUCCUCCCGUAUGUGUAGGUGAAAGGCAGGAGAUAUAUGGUACUUCUGCCUGUAACUAGCUAAUUUACAUUUUUGGGGGCAAGUGAUCAUAAUCUUCGGGGCAAACCAAAACAAAAUACUCUUGACUUGCCCCGAUGGGCAAGUGCCUUUUCAGACCUUAAAGUCAAUACCUGCCUUCUCAGACAUAUCACUUGAGAGAAUUCUCAAUGAUUUAGAACUCUUUCAUGUCUGUCUUAAGAUUUGGGGUCUACAAGUUGUAAAAGAUGUGCAUGUAUAUAUUACACUUGCGCAUACGGAGUACACACUCGCUUGUUGAUAUGAUAAGUUUUGUCAAUUUUCAUUAAUAGCCACACUUAGUACUGUUUUCCAAACACAAACAUGAUUAAAAAGCUSCCCKCCCCCCCKCCCCCCCCCCAAACUGGUGAGGAUCUCUAAAUCUCUUGAUUUGAUGGAAGCAGAUAUUUCUUGCAGUUACUUAAAAUGUUGAUGCAAACUUGGAAUUUGAUUGAAAAACGGUGUGGACAUGUGACGAACACAGGGAAAGAAAACAUGUGGACACUACAGAAGUGUAUGGAUGAUUGAAGAACCAUGUGAGCUUGGAGGACAAUUGUYCAUAUGAACCUGCCAGGCUGUACUGUAUGGGGUACACUCACUGUUACCUUCAGCUGUAUGUUUACUGUAUUCUUUAUGUAAAUGUUAUUGUACUGGAAAGGUCAAAUAUAUUUCUAAAACGAAUUGGGUUUUUAUGCAAAUUGUUGAUCUGUUUUCCUGGAAUUAACAGCAAUAAAUACAAAAUGAUACAUUA